AUGGUCGAUAUUGUCGUUCUUCCCAUAAAUGUAACAGUUGCAGAGGGCAACAUCAUAGUAGUAUUUGUGGAACAUGGAAUGAGAGUGAAGGAAGCUUCUGCAUUAUGCUCCACGUUCCUAACCCACGUAUUACGUGUAGACGGAUUGUGCUCGAAUACGCAAUUAGAGAAGGAAUUACGUGCCUUCUGGGAUAUAAAGUCUCUGGGUAUUACAGAGAACGAAUCACUUGUGCAAGGACAGUUUAAGAAUCAUGUCAGUUUUCAAGAUGGAAGAUAUGUAGUAGCCUUGCCAUGGAAGGAUUCGUGCCUUCCAUUGAGUAAUAAUUUUCGAUUGAGCCUGUGCAGACUGAACAGCCUUUUUAAGAGAUUGAAAGACACGCCAGAUUUAUUAGAGAAAUAUGACGCUAUUAUUAGAGAACAGCUUGAUUUAGGCAUAGUAGUACCAGUAGAUGAUAGUAUGAUUAGCCCAAGUACCACGAAAGUUCGCAUCGUUUACAAUGCCACAGCCAAGGCUGACAGCCCAUCUUUAAAUGAUUGCCUUCAUACUGGACCUUCACUUCACAGGAAGAUAUUUGAGAUUUUAGUGAGAUUUCGGGCCUAUCCAGUAGCUUUAGCCUCAGAUAUAGAGAAGGCAUUUUUGAUGAUACAAGUGGCCAAGCCUGACCAAGAUGUUUUUUGA
This is a messenger RNA of Amphimedon queenslandica, 678 nucleotides long. RefSeq lists its product as uncharacterized. The coding region runs from base 1 to 678 and encodes 225 amino acids. The transcript is spliced from 3 exons. Lineage: Eukaryota; Metazoa; Porifera; Demospongiae; Haplosclerida; Niphatidae. The record is from RefSeq and is a predicted model, not a curated record.